AUGGACACCUACUGCAAGGAGAUCCGCAAGCUCGAGGCCCACUUCUACGGCCUAGAAUUUCAUCAUGUCCUCCGAGACUACAACGUGGCAGCUGAUGUACUCUCCAAGCUGGGCUGCAAGCGGGCACUCGUCCCGGCCGGCAUCUUCGUGCAGGCUCUCAACUCCCCCACUGUCAAGAUCGAGGAGGAACCUCCUACCAUGCCUGAACUAGUGCCAGCCCUAGGCCAAGAUGUACUAGUUGCCGAUCUAGAUUGGCGAUCCCUGAUACUCGACUUCAUCAUCAACAAUAAGUCCUACCUGAAGGACAAGGAGCACGAGCGACUCGCCUGCCGAGCCGCAAGCUACGUUGUCAUCGGAACCAAGUUGUUCAGGCACUCGGCAUCUUCAGGAACCCUCUCCAAGUGCAUCUCCCAGUCAGAUGGAGUCCGAAUCCUCAGCGAGAUCCACUCAAGAAUUUGCGGAAACCACGCAGGAGCUUCCACCCUGGUGGGCAAAGCUUUCAGGUCAGGCUUCUAUUGGCCGACGACCAUGGCCGACGCUCAAGCCAUCGUCAGACGAUGCCCAGGAUGUCAGUUUUUCUCAAAGCAACAGCAUGUUCUGGCUCAGGCUCUGCGAACGAUCCCUCCAUCCUGGCCAUUCGCCUGCUACGGACUCAAUUCGGUGGGACCCCUGAAAACAGUGCAAGGCAGCUACACCUUCAUAUUCGUCGCCAUCGACAAGUUCACCAAGUGGAUCGAGGUGAAGUCGGUCUCCGCCACGACAGCAGCCAAGGUAGCCGAGUUCAUCCAGGAGAUAAUGCACAGGUUCGGAGUGCCCAAUCGGAUCAUCACAGACCUGGGCACCUCCUUCACCGGAUCCGAAUUCUGGGACUUCUGCCAGGAAAGCUGCAUCGACAUGUACUAUGCCUCUGUGGCCCACCCAAGUGCAACGGCCAGGUGGAACGCGAUAAUUGUCGGGUACCACGAUUAG
Molecule: messenger RNA, 969 nt
Organism: Panicum virgatum (switchgrass)
Lineage: Eukaryota; Viridiplantae; Streptophyta; Magnoliopsida; Poales; Poaceae
Exons: 1
Coding region: 1-969 (322 amino acids)
Biological process (GO): DNA integration
Molecular function (GO): nucleic acid binding
Source: RefSeq, a predicted model, not a curated record